Molecule: messenger RNA, 756 nt
Organism: Aspergillus luchuensis
Lineage: Eukaryota; Fungi; Ascomycota; Eurotiomycetes; Eurotiales; Aspergillaceae
Product: U1A/U2B'/SNF family RNA-binding protein
Exons: 4
Coding region: 1-756 (251 amino acids)
Biological process (GO): mRNA splicing, via spliceosome
Cellular component (GO): U1 snRNP
Molecular function (GO): U1 snRNA binding
Source: RefSeq, a predicted model, not a curated record
AUGGCGUCCAUAACAGCGCCCACCCCGAUACCCCCCAACUGCACAGUCUACGUCCGCAACCUCGAAGAGCGCAUCAAAGUCGACCAGCUAAAAGAAGCGCUGGAAGAGAUCUUCUCCGAAUACGGCACGGUACUUGAAAUCGUCGCGAAAACGAACCUGAAGGCGAAAGGACAGGCGUUUGUUGUCUUCGACACCGUGGAGGCGGCGACCCGCGCCAUCGACGAAAUCAAUGGCUUCGAACUCUUCGAUAAACCCAUGGUGUUGGAUUACGCGAAGACGAGAAGUGAUAUGACGGUGUUGCGUGAGGGCGGGGAGGAUGAGUUGGAGGCGCAUAAGAGACGGAGGUUGGCUGAGAAGGAACGCAAACAAGCGCACGAAGCCCUCGAAGCUCAGAAAAAGCUCAAGCGACCCCCCGGCGCACCUACGGAACCUGGCCGUCCUGCGAAAACUGCCAAGGGCGCUGGUCUCAAGCCUACCAGUGGGGCUGCGGCGGCGGUUAUUCCGGACGAGUAUUUGCCUCCGAACAAGAUUCUCUUCUUGCGCGAUUUGCCCGAUACUGCGGAUCAGGACAGUCUGACGGCUGUGUUUGGUCGGUUCGAGGGAUUCCAGGAGGUUCGGUUGGUCCCCGGACGCAAGGGUAUUGCGUUCGUCGAGUACGAGAACGAGUCUGGGGCUAUCAGUGCCAAGGAGGCGACGUCGGGGAUGGCUAUGGGAGAGGCUGGAAAGCCCAUUCGCGUUACUUACCAGAGACAAUGA